Salvelinus sp. IW2-2015 is the source of this 1372-nucleotide messenger RNA. It is a transcript of the gene pnhd, whose product is annotated as pinhead. NCBI's taxonomy places the organism in Eukaryota, Metazoa, Chordata, Actinopteri, Salmoniformes, Salmonidae. The record is from RefSeq and is a predicted model, not a curated record.
AGCUAUCAGGGAAGCUGUGCUUUGAGGAGGAACCAUAAGGGAGCAUAAGGAGUAUUUACCAUGGAUAUACUGCAGCCCUACCUACUGCUCAUUCUGUGGGCUCUCAACGUAGCCUCAGCUUCCUUGUUGAACAAACAUGUGGAGCACAGGAACCCGUUUGCACUGAGAGCCUGCUGCAAGAGACAGAGCCACUUUGUCUACAUCGGCCAAGACAUCUCUGGUAGUCCUGUGAGUGUGGAUGUGGGGAUGUGCAGGACGCAUUGUGGGGGAGAACAAAGCAGGACAUCACAUGAGGCUGGACUACAGCAGGGCUAUUCCAAACAUUCCUCCAUGUUGGAAUACCUCAGGAGCAAAAAAGUAAGGGUCCGCAAACCUACCACUCCAAUCAGUGCCAAGGGAUCUGGUCAGGUUACGUCCUGCGGGGUGAACCACAACUGUGAGCCGACCGGGAUGAGGGUGGACCAGAUGCUGCUGUUCAAGGGUCCCCGGGAGGUGGAGGUCAUAGAGGAAUGCCACUGUGAAAACAAACUGACCCAAUGUGUCCGGGUUCCGGCGCUCAAAACCUACUUCUUUAAGACCCCAUACGAGACUGUCAUCGAUGUGGGAAGCUGUUCGGGUUCGAAAGGUUCUCCAGAUGGGUUCUCCUGCGUGCCAACUAAAUUUGACUCGGCCUUGGUGGAGACCCCUAACAAGGUAGACCUGGUCCAGACGGUGGAGGUCUGUGAGCUGAGUAAGAGCUGCUAUAGAGUUCCCUACAUGGAGUACUACUAUGAAAUAGUCUAUGAUGCUAACGGAGUCAAAGAGGAGAAACUCAAGGAAAUAGAUGUGGGCAGAUGUUUAGGAGGCUGCACCCCAGGAAACCGCUGUCUUCUCAGGAGCCACUCUGAUUCCGAAGUGUGCUAUCUGUGGGCAGAGAGACCCACCAACUCUUGUGUCCCUCGGGACUACGACAGCCACAUGUCCCUCAACCAGCAUGGCCAGAUCCGUACAGUUCUUUCCAUCUCCUCUUGUUUCUGUCAGUUCUGAACCAGUCCUCAGUAUGAUGCCCUCUAGUGGAGCAGAAACACACUGAUAUCCCCUGAGAACAAGAGGCUUCUGCCCUGUCAGGUCCAGAAACAACCCCUAUAGUCUCUAACCCUUAGCAAGUAAUGUAGAUCUCAAAUACUUUGAUAGGUAAAAGCAAUGAAUGAUUAUAAUGUCACUUGCCAAUCCACUUGUCUAUCUAAAUGCAGCAUUGAAGUGCCACAUAAAGUGCCGAAGGAUUAGGGGCUAGGGAUUAUUUUUGUGUGGGGGCAACUCUUCCUUGGUUUAGACUGCAGUCCAAUACAAUUAGUUUCUCCACAGUGUAGAGCUAAUGAUCUCAUUGCAACAA